AUGCGUAGUAAUAAAUCCCAAUAUGAAGCUAAUAAUGGGCAUGAGAAACUGUCUAGAGUGGUAAAAUCGGCCUUUAUUAACAAGCUUAGACGAGAGGUGGUGGGAAGGGAACAACGGGUUAUCUUGUUGAUGUACCAAUAUUAUUGUUCAGUACAAGAAGCAACUCUUGGGCGAUGUCGCACAAACACUCAGGAACAACAAUCACAGCCACAACCCCCAACGCACGGCCCUCCCAACCUAGGGUGGGUGAAGGGAACAGUUGCAUCUCUCACCCAAUACUCAACGUUUCCAAAAAUGGUUUCCAUAAUGGUUUCUGUAGCUUCAAGAUGCCUUCAGUACACGAUUAAUCUUGGCCAUUAUUUUGGUUUAUGCAAAAAAAUGCUUCACAGACCUUGUAAUUCAGCACGUGAUCUCUUGAGCUUGGGUUUAUCAGCUACUGUAUAUAGCUCAGUAUCAUCAAUUGUGUACGGUGACAAGGCUUACCGAACCAUCAUUGCUAAAAAAAGCAGUUCCAAAAAGAGGACAAAAAUCUUUUUUGUUUAUAUUUCGUUUUCUUCUUCGACAUUGGUGAGAAACUUUGUCCAGUAA
Mucor mucedo is the source of this 588-nucleotide messenger RNA. RefSeq lists its product as uncharacterized. Bases 1 to 588 code for a protein of 195 amino acids. The record is from RefSeq and is a predicted model, not a curated record. NCBI's taxonomy places the organism in Eukaryota, Fungi, Mucoromycota, Mucoromycetes, Mucorales, Mucoraceae. The transcript has 5 exons.